Molecule: messenger RNA, 1662 nt
Organism: Etheostoma cragini (Arkansas darter)
Lineage: Eukaryota; Metazoa; Chordata; Actinopteri; Perciformes; Percidae
Exons: 14
Coding region: 100-1662 (520 amino acids)
Source: RefSeq, a predicted model, not a curated record
CCAGGUUAAACUGUUGGCAGCAUUUUUUUACUUUGACUUUGUCUUGUUGUUACGCAGAUGUUUCCCCCCCGUUAAACAUCUGCAGGUGUGGACUCUGCUAUGAGUCAGUGUGAGGACAGAGAGGAGGGACCCCCUCCCUCUAAAACCACUCUGUGGGGGGACCAUGACAGCCAGACCAAAGCUCAGAGGAUGCAGCAGCAGAAACCUGGACCUGGACCCAGCUGUGUGUCCAUGAAGAGUGACUGGUCUAUGGAUCGUCCUAUUAACUUUAAAGAUGGACGAGCUGCUGAUGGAAGUCUGCAGGAAAGACCUGAACCAGGACCUGGACCCAGCUGUGUGUCCAUGAAGAGUGACUGGUCUAUGGGUCGUUAUGUUGAGUUUAAAGAUGGACGAGCUGCUGAUGGAAGGAUGCAGCAGCAGAAACCUGGACCUGGACCCAGCUGUGUGUCCAUGAAGAGUGACUGGUCUAUGGAUCGUCCUAUUAACUUUAAAGAUGGACGAGCUGUUGGAGGAAGAGUUCACCAGGAGAGCUAUGAGGGCCUCGGUGGUCAGUCUGACCUGCAGCAGCAAACAGACCUGGACUCCAUAUUUAUGCUGCUGGAGGAGAACAUCGUCACUUUUGUAAAGAACGAGCUGAAGAAGUUUCAGAAGGUUCUAUGUCCAGAUUACCCAGAAUGCUUAGAGAGUCAGAGGGAGGAUAAGGAGGUUUUGGAGGGUGAGGAUAAAGAGCAGAGGAGGAGGAGCAGAGAAGCAUUUCUGAAGAUCACACUGCACUUCCUGAGGAGAAUGAAGCAGGAGGAGCUGGCUGACCGUCUGCAGAGCAGAAGUCUUUCUGAAAUUUGUCAGCGUAAACUCAAGUCCAACCUGGAGAAGAAGUUCCAGUGUGUGUUUGAGGGGAUUGCUAAAGCAGGAAACCCAACCGUUCUGCAUCAGAUGUUCACAGAGAUCUUCAUCAUGGAGGGAGGGGCAGCAGGGGUCAAUGAAGAACAUGAGGUCAGACAGAUUGAAACAGCAUCCAGGAAACCAGACAGACCAGAAACAAUAAUCAGAUGUGAAGACAUCUUUAAAACCCCACCUGGAAGAGAUGAACCAAUCAGAACCGUGAUGACAACGGGAGUGGCUGGCAUCGGGAAAACAGUCUUAACACAGAAGUUCACUUUGGACUGGGCUGAAGGCAAAGCCAACCAGGACAUCCAGUUCAUAUUCCCAUUCACCUUCCGAGAGCUGAAUGUGCUGAAAGAGAGAAAGUUCAGCUUGAGUGCUGUGGACAAAGGUUUACAGAGUCCAAAUGGACACCUGGACUUGUUCCUCCGCUUCCUCCUGGGUAUUUCACUGCAGACCAAUCAGAGACACCUACGAGGUCUGAUGACCUAUGCUGGAAGUAGCUCAGAGACCAAUCACGAAUCAGUUGAGUACAUCAAGAUGAAGAUCAGAUUCAGGAGUGGAGCUGAUGUCUCCUGGACUGAAGAGUCCACACUGCAGACUGGAAACUCUCAGGUUCACACUCUGAGCUCCAACCCCUCCCAUCUGAGAGUGCUGGACCUGAGCUACAAUCAUCCAGGAGACUCAGGAGUGAAGCGGCUUUCUGCUUUACUGGAGGAUCCAAACUGCAGACUGGACACUCUCAGACCUCCAGCCUGUCAGUCUGUCACCAGGGCAUAG